ACUGUUGUCAAGAUAAGACGUGUGCACUAGUGACUCUUAACGAAUAAAUACUAUACAAUUCGAGUACGUAAAUAUAAUAUGCAGAACAUGUACGUGUGUUUGUCAAAUCUAGUAAUUUUGAGAUAGUGGGCAGUUGCAAGUGUAUCCAACCAAAAAAUUUCCAAAUUACAGUUCCAAUUAGGGAAAAAAAAUCUCUAUCAUGGCAUCUCAUACUCAAAUGGCUCAACAGUUGCCUGUUAAAGAACAGGCAAUAGUGCUCGACUAUGUCAAUGGAAUUUCUGCUCAAGAGUACGUAACAGCAAUUGGUCAAAUAAUUGGUCCCAAAAACAUUGGAUUUGUAUCGCCGAUCUCUAAUGAUCUUGUGUAUAUAUUUCUUAAUAGUAAGGAAACGGUGAACAAGCUCAUAAAUAGUAAUACCGUAGUAAACAUUGGAACACACGUUUUGAAGAUACGACCAUUAAUUCCAAGAUUAAUACGAAUUAUCUUAUCUAACGUGUGUCCAAUAAUUCCACCCUUUAUUAUAGAAAAGGAGCUCGCCAAAUUGAAUGUUCAACCAAUUUCGCAAAUAACGUUCAUCAAGCAAAAUAUUAACGAUCCCAAUUACGCUCAUAUAUAUGGCUCGGAUAGAGAGAUGUACAUCCGACUUGAGGAUGCAUCAAAAUUACCAGAAAUACUUCAGGUUCGGACGCUCUAAGGAAAUAUCACGACUGGGUGGUCCGUUUCGGUGGCUACAUUGAGACGUCAGCGGUACGGUAACUCGGCCGAGUUCCUCUCAAGCUAGCGUGCGUUCGUUCCUGCAAAUCGUGCCGACUCUCGAAAGAAGCUUGAAAUAUCGUGCAAGGAAGAAAUCUCUCUUUCUCUCUCCCUCCCCUCUCUCUUUCUUUUUUGAAGAAAGAAGCAAACACUACCAUUAUCGAUCCCGCGCCAACGACGUUUACGUUGCCGAAAAUCAAGAUCACCCAAGAAGAUUGUACAAAAAAACAAAACCGCAUUUACAUUACACAUGACUUUUUCAAAAAUGUAACUUCUAUAAAUAUUAUGGAAAUAAUUUUUUAAAUUAUAAUUAUAACAUCCUAACAACAAUCAAAUAUUUAUACGUUUAUAAGUACAAAAAUGUACUUAUAAGUCAAAAUAAGAGUACAUCAUUUAUUAUUAAGAUUUAUUAAAAUAAAUAUUUAUAGAUGUCCUUUAUACAUAUUCAAUAAAUAUUAAUAACAAUUAAUUAAUUAAAAUAAAUAUAAAAUAUCAUAAUAAAAACAUAAAUAAUCGUAAAUAAAAACAUUGUACUACUUAACGAUUUAUAUCGAUAUUAACCUAUAAAAGUAUGAUCAUAGAAAACUAUACGAAGAACAAUACAGUGGCAUGUUGAUAAGAAAGAUCAAAAGAGAAAGAGAGAGACAGAGUGAUAGAGAGAGAAAGAGAAAGACGGAGAAAGAUAGAGAGACAGAGAACAGUGACAGAUCGACGAUCUACGAGAGCCACACAAAAGGAUCAGGAUUAAUUCUACGGAAGAGAGAAUGGUCGGGGGUGAGACGUAGGAGAGAAACUUCGUGCUUGUGCAAGGAACGAACGAACGAAAGAACCAACGAACCAACGAUCUGCAGUCGAGACGCAUACGGAAUACGUAUGCCAAGAGCAUGGGCCCUCACGCGCAUCGAUCUCGCAAUACGGAUCACCGCAUUAUACGAAGUCGCUCUUAAAGCCGCUUUUAAGGCUCGAACACGAGACACGAGGUGCUCGUGACAUUGCACUGUCUAUGAUAAUACGACACGCGAACUCCAUGAUCUGCUCUACGUACGACGAUAUUCCUGUUUCUACCAGCUCCGAAUGAUCUUAAAACUCACUCUCACUCUCUCACUCUCUCUCUCUCUCUCUCUCUCUCUCUUUCUCUCUCUCUCUUUCUCUUUCUCUUUCUCUUUCUCUUUCUCUCUUUUUACUGUGAAAAAUCCUUACGAAAAGUUAUUUCAUACAAUGUAUAUUCUGUUAUCUUAUAAUUUUCGUCAACUUGUUUCAAUAAAAAACUAUAUUUAUAUGGUAAAUAGAUAUUUAAUUAUAAUUGAAUAAGUUUAAUAUACAAAUAUAUAAUAUAUAUGUAAUUGUAAUUAAUCCAAUAAAGAGAAAGUCAUUUAUUAAUCACAAACACAAAAUUGG
Molecule: messenger RNA, 2151 nt
Organism: Vespa velutina
Lineage: Eukaryota; Metazoa; Arthropoda; Insecta; Hymenoptera; Vespidae
Exons: 2
Coding region: 200-694 (164 amino acids)
Source: RefSeq, a predicted model, not a curated record